This is a messenger RNA of Magallana angulata, 5676 nucleotides long. RefSeq lists its product as uncharacterized. Gene Ontology annotation, biological process: signal transduction. Lineage: Eukaryota; Metazoa; Mollusca; Bivalvia; Ostreida; Ostreidae. The record is from RefSeq and is a predicted model, not a curated record. Gene Ontology annotation, cellular component: cell surface; septate junction; tricellular tight junction. The coding region runs from base 233 to 4162 and encodes 1309 amino acids. The transcript is spliced from 17 exons.
UAAGCGAGUGGAUUCACGAGCAGCGCCAGCCUCCGUGUAUCUGCCCUGGUAGAUACAAGCAAUGUGCACAUCACUAAACAAUGUACUCCACUGGCAUGCAUUCGGCUAAUGACGACCAGGAGUGACACGGAGCGGGCACCUGCUGCAACCUACAGGAGGAGUUGUUUUCUAUCUGGGGCUUUCUUUCAGUAGUGUUAUUUUACCCCAUCAGAUUACUGGUCAUUGAUACGUGAUGGCGGGUGUGAGUUUGAAAUUGUUCGCAGUGGUGCUGAUUGUUUCAGUGAAACCUGUGUGUCCUCUCACGAAGGCUCCAAUUCGGGACACAGAGUACGGAGAGGUGCAGGGAAUGGUCACAACACCCAUCCAAGGACGGUCGGUGGCAAAUUACCUGGGAAUUCCAUACGCAAAACCUCCAAUUAAUAAUCUCAGGUUUGAGAAGACACAGAGGCCUGACCCCUGGGACGAGGUCAAGGUUACCGAUGAACUCCCUCCAGCCUGUCCCCAGACCCCUGACAUGACCUACGUGAACCUGCACUCCAAGGGCUUCAACAAGGAGGAUGAAGAUUGCCUGUACAUCAACGUAUUUGUACCUCUGCGGGGGCCAGCUAAGAUGGCGGUGUUUGUUUACGUUCACGGGGGCUCCAACCGAGUAGGAAUGGGGGCGAUGUUGAGAGGAGAUAUUCUGGCGGCAUUCGGAGACAUCAUUGUUGUUAAUUUUAAUUACCGUCUAGGUUCCCUGGGAUUCUAUGCGGCGAGGAAGGAGGGUUUGACGGGGAAUUAUGGGUUCUUUGACCAGGUGACAGCCUUGAAUUGGGUCAAGGACAAUAUCGCCAAUUUUGGAGGUGACCCGGAUAUGAUUACUAUCGCCGGACACAGCGCAGGCGCAGCUGACGUCGGGUUUCACGUGAUUUCGCCAUUAAGCAAAGGGCUGUUCCGCCGCGCCAUGAUAAUGAGCGGGUCCCCGAUCGCAUUCUGGGGGUUAGCCGCCCCCCACUGGAAGCCGGGCUACAACAUUGCGGAGUACUGCGACAGAGAGCUGUGUCCCAGAAACAGAGACCCGCGGGAUUUCCGGGACUAUUUGAUGAAACUUCCCUGGGAAACGUUCACCAAGCGCGAGGUCACGCCCAUUCCUACUGACUACACGGAAGUGCUGACGUUUCCGGUCUCCAUUGUUGACGGCGAAUUCAUCACUGAGCGCCCGGAAACGGCCAUUCCAGCCAGGAGAACCAACUGUGAAUCGUUCGUCUUCUCUGUGACAAGGGACGAGGGCUCCAUUGACGUGAAGUUUGUGCUGGAUAAUAUGAAGAAAAAGACUGGCAAAUUUGAUGAGGAAACUUUCCGUGAAGUUUUAAAGUGGUACAAACCCAUCUAUCCCAACGUUCCAAACCUUAGAGACCUUAUUCUACACGAGUACGGAGGGUGGGAAAAGUUUCCUAACCACACAGAAGAAACCAGUGUACUGGAGCGCUACACAAAGAUGGAGAGUGACAUUGUCUUUGUGGCUCCAAUGGUCAAGCUCGCUGACCUUCUGACGUCGGCAGAUGUCAAGGACAUCACUUUCUUUUCCUUUGACUACCGGUCGCCGUCCUCCCCAUUACAGGAGUGGGAGGGAGUUCCCCAUGGUGCAGAUCUGUUCUACAUAUUUGGUAUUCCGUACACUGGAGUACCUCCUUACAACAAACAAGACAUAGAGGCCAGUAGUCUGAUGAUGACCAUGUGGUCCAACUACGUCAAAACAGGGAUAUUUUCAACUAACUCUACGCCAUUUGUAAAGUACCAGAACUCUAGAUCCUUCAGCAAUUUGUUAUUGGAGGACGGGAACUUGACUGUUAGAUCCCAGGACAACUACAAUGCCCAGAGAAUGGCCUUCUGGAACUCCUUACUGCCUACCCUGGGGAAUUCCCGCUCGGCCACCUGCUCUUCCGCCGGGCGACCCCACCCAGUGGUCUCCCUUGUUACCAGUGCCAUCUGUUUUACGUGUGCACUUUACGUGUGCAAAGGUUUCCUGAACUCUAAGCUCUCACGACACAACAAGAACAUCUUCCGAUGGAAGGCCCAGUUACGACGGUUCUGCGAUUCGUCGCAUGACCAGUGCUCCAUUACGACUGACUUCACCUGUCUGGAGCAGAAGGGACAGGUGGCGCCCGGCAGGUACGACGAGCUGAUAGACGUGUUCGGUAACGUGGACCCCCGGGCCGUGGACAUCAUCCGUAAUACAGCCGCCAAGUUCGCGGAAAUUGAGAAAGAGAUACAGGAAUUAAAGACAUCAAAGAAGCGCUAUGCUUUGUUACGGUCAAAGAUUAAACAAAGCGAGAUAACUUCAGCCCAUUUAGAGAACAUGUACUAUAUACUGCACCACGUGCUACAACACAGCAAAGCGUCACACAGCUGGGAGAACGACCUACAACAAGUAGCUAAUGACGUCACAAUGCAAGUGUCCAACAAUAAGCCGGGAAAAGCACAGAAAUGGAGAUCAAUUAUAAACAGAGAGGAACUGAAGAAGUCGAUCAUAGAGAAAGGAAAUUCAUUAUCCAAGACACAUGAAAUGAGUCUGGACGUUUUGAUACAUAUCAAUUUGUUCAUAGGUACUUUUACAAAGACUACCCAGUACUCUCUGGAAACUAUUAAGCCGGAUGGGCUGUAUGUGCAAGGUCACGAACAAAAGUCCUAUAGCCCGGACUGCGCCGGAAGAGCGGUGGGCAAUUUUCUGAUUACUGUCUUUGCUUUGCUAGGAUACGAUAUGCACAAGGCCACUAUAUCAACAGACAUGGUGUUUGUGAACGAGGAGAUGUUUGAGAAAGCUUUAAAGCGGCGCUGGCCAAUUCCACCAAGUUUGAACGUAACGACUUCAGACGAAAAAGUCCCUGCAGUGAAUACUACAGAACCAGUUCACUACAAUGUGGUGUUUAGUUACCAGUGGGAUUCUAGAGAGGUCGUUCAAAAGGUCAAACAUUACCUGGAAAAGAACAAAGUCACGUGUUGGGUUGACACGGAUCACGUGACAGGAGACAAGCGUCCAGCAGUAGAAAAUGCGAUAGAGGAAGCAGACCUUUGCCUUAUGUUUUACUCUUUUAAGUACUUCAUCAGCAAGAACUGCCGACAAGAGGCGGAGUAUGCUGGUAAGCUGGGGAAGAUCAUCAUUCCCGUCAAAGUAAACAGAGACUACGACCCCAAGGGCUGGCUGGGAAACAUAGUUGGCGCUAAACGCGUGUUCGAAUUUUCUGGAAAGUAUCCCUUUGAACGACAAGCCCCGGAGCUUUUAACACAAAUUCGCAUCUGUCUGAAAAACCUUCCGCCGAAACCGACAAAGGACGACGAGACGACGAAAGAUUCCAGUAGAGAGCGGAAGCCACAAGUUGAUGGAGAUAACUUAGGUAUGGAAUAUCUUCAUCUGAUCGGUAGGAUACAAACCAAAGUCCGACCCGGGAUCGGACAGCUCACUUGUAAAGAUGGCCGGAUCUGGGUCGGAAAUGGGGACAAUCUAUUGGUCUGUAUCGAUCAGGAGGGAAUCGAAAUGGAAACCGUGUGUCUAGGACAAGGACAGCUCAAGUACCACGCCUUGGCGGAGGAAGGGAACGUUUAUCUCAUUAACCAGAACAGUCUGAUGAAGCGAGUGCGGAGGCAGUUACGUCCCUUUAUUUCUUACUUUGCAAACGGGGAUACGCCUAUGUGUGUAGCUCGUUCUUCCGAAAAUGGCGACCUAAUCAUAGGACUUUAUAAUCAGGAGGAAAAACGAUGUAAAGUAGCGAGAUAUAGCGACACAGGAAAAGAAAUGUUCGUAGUAGAAAACGAUUUAGAGGGCCAGGCUAUUUUAGAGUGGCCUCUUCAAAUAACUACUAAGAAAAACGAUCAAAUUUGUAUUUGUGAUUCUAAAAAGGGGUUGGUAGUGCUGGAGGGGUCCGGAAAACACCUGUGUACCUAUUCGAUUGACAACCCCUGUGGUCUAUGUGUGGACAAUGAGGACAGAGUAUUAGUUUGUAAUGGAAGCAACCGGAUAUACGUCAUUUCACCGGAAGGACAAUUGCUGCGCCCAUACCGUGUCAACAAACACCGAGCGACGGCCAUUAGUGUUCUACUUAAUUCAAGUUUGCUUGUAGGUUUUAAAAAGUCGGGUACAAUAGAAGUGUAUCGUUAUGAUUUACACGGAAUAAACGAUACCUGAUACAUUUUUGGGAGUUGAUUUUAAUCAACUCUCCUAUGCAGUUACUCUGGCAAACCGAAAGUGAAACAGUGUUUGGACCUAAGCACAAUUCAUCACCGAUGACAAGACUUAGCUCUUGAAAAUAAUAGAAAAAUUCGAUGGAAUGUAUGCUGAAGCAUUGUUUUUCAAGGAAACUUAUCUAUAAACACUUUGAAAAUAGUCAGAUUUUAUAUAAUACGAACAAUUUAGAUAUUUUUGUAGUCUCAUGUGUUCCUACGCCAGAGUUUAAUAAAGUCUCGUUCAACCAGACGCUCGGCUGUCUCCGUAAAUCUCCGACAAGCAGAGAGGCUCUCUUGCUUGUCGGAGAUUAACGGAGACAGCCGAGCGUCUGUUUGAACGAGACUAGAGUUCAAUAUCAAUAGUGCCUGGAUCCAUACGAUUAUUAGAAUUGUUUCGAUUACUAAUAAAUAGUUUGAAAUCUAUCUUUAAAUAUUACACAACAUGAUUCAUAUGGGGUUUCUCGAAAUUCUUGUCGGAAAUGUCUAAAAAUUCAUAUCAUUAAAAAAAGAGUAAUUCAAAUACAGACUAUAAACUAAUUGCCAUGCAAGAUAAGUUGAUUUUAAAAUAAAUGAUAAUCGAUAAAAUCAACUCCCGUCAGUACUUCAGUACUUUGGUUAUCAAAUGUAAAAAUGAAGACGAUUUAUAGCAUGCAUUUCUACAGCCAUUCUAAUGUCACUGGAUUUUUUACUUCCUUUCAGUACGGAUAUACAUGUGAAGUUUUUCCAUAGUUUUCAUUUGAUCCCACAACUUUUAAAUAUGACAUCAAAAGGUUAACCUUUUCCCGGCAUGUUCGCAUUUUUUAGCAUAAAACAGCUUGUUCUUUCAAAAACACCCUGAGCGAUUGCUUAAACAAACAAUAUAUUUUCAUCAAAGACGUAUAUAUCCAAGCCUUUAACUGACUAAAAGGGUUUUUAUUGUUCAAAGCGUCGCUCUAUUUUUCCCAUUUAAAUCAAUAUUAGAAAAAAAUGUCAAUUUUUGACAGAUUUUGAUGGAAUUAAAAAAAUAGCACCACUUCUAAAAUCAUAUUCUAUCAGUGAAAGCAAACAAAUCAGAUAAAUAGGUGAAAAUAUAUCUUUUGUUCACAAAUUUAAAAAUAACAUACCAAUUCGAUGUAACGUUUAAAAAUUGCGAACUAUGGGGGCCAGUAUCAUCAAUAGUUAUGUUCAUUGUUAUCUAGCCUAUCAGGAACUAUUUUUCUUACAUAGAAUAAUUGCAAUUUUUGUCUCUAGUAUGGAAUACAUCGUAAAUCUAUACUUAAAUCGACCGCUCUCUGUUUAAAACUGAUGGUCUUUUGAAUAUAAGUUGUUAACUUUUAAUAUUGUGAAUUUUUUUUCCAGUUCAAAAGGUUGUAGUUUUUUUUUACCAUUUCAUUGAUGUAAAGAAUAUUUCGUUGGAUCGUUUUUUAUAAAUAGUUGAUUAUAUACCUCUUAAAAUGAUAGUAAAAUAAACACAACGCCAAGUUGUAAUUUAAAUUU